GUUAUAAAUGACAAUGACAAACGAUCAUAUUCAGUUUGACAUCCUUGAAAUUAAAAGUCCAUACUAGAGAUUUUGUUGAAGAUUGUUUUUAAGUACCUAAUAGUGUUAAAUAAGGAUUUUGUGUUAUUCCUUUUGCUCCAAUCGAAAUAAGAGUUUUAAUAAUUGUUGCAUACCUGCUAAACGAUGCCUUGUCCAUUCCUCUCAAAAUUGAGUACACAAUACGUGCAAACUUAUGCCGUACUUCUACUGCAAUUAUAUGGUAAACACUGUCCUAUUAUAUCCAGAAUAUUAUCAAGUGCUGCUAAAAAUAAAGAUGGUUUCUUUGACUACGAUAAUUUCUUCGAUCAGCAAAUAUUUAAGAAAAAGAAGGAACAUUCCUACAGGGUAUUCAAAACGAUCAACCGCCUGGCAGGGCCGUGUGAGUUUCCGACAGCCAUAGAGUACUCUUACAAACAUGCUCAGAUAAUUGUUUGGUGUUCAAAUGAUUAUUUAGGAAUGUCUUCCCAUUCUGAAGUUAAAGCGGCUGCCAGUAAAGCUCUGGAACUUUACGGAACUGGAGCUGGAGGUACUCGAAAUAUUUCGGGAAAUUCGCUCCUUCACGAACAAUUGGAACUUCAGCUUGCCCAGUUGCAUAAGAAAGACGCUGCUUUACUUUUUACAUCUUGUUUUGUUGCUAACGAUUCUACCUUGUGUACUUUGGCUCAAGCCUUACCAAAAUGUCAAAUUUUUUCUGAUUCUGGAAACCACGCAUCGAUGAUCCGUGGUAUUAGUAACAGCCGGGUACCAAAGCAUAUAUUUAAGCACAAUGAUCCGGUACAUUUAAAACAUUUACUUGAAACUGUAGAUCGAAGCAUUCCCAAAAUAGUGGUAUUUGAAACUGUACAUUCAAUGUCUGGAGACGUGGUUCCGUUGGAGGACUUUUGUGAUAUUUCACACCAAUACGGUGCGCUUACUUUUGUCGAUGAAGUACACGCGGUUGGUUUAUAUGGUGAACAUGGUGCAGGAAUUGGAGAAAGAGAUAAUGUUAUGCACAAAAUCGACAUUAUAGCAGGGACACUAGGUAAAGCGUUUGGUACUAUGGGUGGAUAUAUAGCAAGCACUAAUGCUUUAACUGACAUGGUAAGAUCUUACGCACCAGGCUUUAUAUUCACUACUUCAUUACCUCCAGCCGUUGUUGCUGGUGCUCAUAAAUCAAUUGAAAUUUUAUCUUCGCAAGAAGGAACAAUUUUAAGACAAAAACAUCAAACGAACGUCAAAUAUUUAAGAAACUUAUUAAUAGCGAAAGGUUUUCCUGUUGAACCUACUUCAAGCCAUAUGAUCCCCAUAAAAAUCGGAAAUCCUGUUAAAUGUAGUGCUAUUUGUGAUAUUUUGCUUAAAGAAAAGGGACACUAUAUCCAAGCUAUUAAUCACCCUACAGUGGCUAAGGGAGAAGAACAAUUGAGACUGGCUCCAACGCCUCAUCAUUCCAAAGAAUUAAUGGAUAGAUUAGUGGAGGACUUAAGUGAUGUAUGGUUUCACUUGGGACUUUCUUUGAUCGACCAAAGCAAUAAAGUAAGCUCUGUAUUUCAAAAUAGAAUUUAGCGCAUUAUUCCAAAUGUUUUCGUUUUAUAAAUAGUUACUAUUUGUAUAAACAGUACUUUUGUAAAAAGGAACAUGCUUUCUUAAAUAUAAAAUAGAAUUUAGUG
Diabrotica balteata is the source of this 1685-nucleotide messenger RNA. Lineage: Eukaryota; Metazoa; Arthropoda; Insecta; Coleoptera; Chrysomelidae. The record is from the annotation of a GenBank genome assembly.